Molecule: messenger RNA, 1300 nt
Organism: Silurus meridionalis
Lineage: Eukaryota; Metazoa; Chordata; Actinopteri; Siluriformes; Siluridae
Product: transmembrane protein 47-like
Exons: 3
Coding region: 89-610 (173 amino acids)
Biological process (GO): cell-cell adhesion
Cellular component (GO): cell-cell junction
Source: RefSeq, a predicted model, not a curated record
CCUUAGAGAGAGAGAGAGAGAGAGAGAGAGAGAGAGAGACUGGGUCGGUACCGAGGCUGUAGAACCGGGCCGAACGGAGAGCGACAUUAUGUCAAUAAACGAGGUGUACGUGUGCGCGCGGCCGUUCAAGCUGAUCGCGCUGCUCUGCGUGUUCCUCGCGCUGUGCCUGGACGUCGUUGCGCUCGUGAGUCCCGCGUGGGUGACGGCGGAGGGCUACGCGCUGUCGCUGUGGGAGUCGUGCAGCCACAACGGGGCCGCGUGGACCUGUACCUCCACCCUCACAUCCGAUUGGCAGGUGGCUGCGUUGGUGUUGUUGUUAUCCGGAGUGUGUGUGACGCUGCUGUCAUUCCUCAUGGCUCUGAUCUCACUGUGCAGAGGAACAACCAGGAUACACUCCAGGACUGUCUCUGUCUUUCUGUUUACUGCAGUGGUCCUCCAGACAUGUGCUCUCAUUCUUUAUCCAAUCAAGUUUAUUGAGUAUAAAAUGCUGCACACGUACCAUGAGUUUAAUUGGGGUUACGGACUCGGAUGGGGAGCUACCAUCUUCAUGCUGGGCGGGGGGAUCCUGCUCUGUCUCCGCACCGACAUGUACGAAGAUGGAAUGUACUAAAGACACAGACAUCACAGAAAGCUGCUAGCUGCUAGGUUUGCACUGCAACACUACACACACACACACACACACACACACACACACACACACACACCCUCUUUGAGAGUAAGCUGUAUCUGAGGCUACAUUUCCCAAAAUUCCCUAAACAAACUUUUUAAAAUAGACACUGUUCCUUAUUUUUUGCAGCUACAGUUAGCACAAUGCUACAUUAACAUAGUUGACUGGCUUAGCUAACAUAGCUGAUCUACUUGUAUAAUUUACAAAUAAAUAUAAAAAAUAUAUUAUGCUAAGUAUUUCUUUGACUUGUAGCAGUUAGAGCUAAGGAAAUGCAGAACAGGCCCCGCCCCAUUUAAAGCUUAAGCCCUGCCUUUUUUAACCAAACCCCACCCACUGCACUCAGAGUGUUACAGAAGUGUAGGAUGCAGAUAUAACCUUCUAUUCCAUGUAUUACUCUGUAUAUAUCCUGAAAUGUAGUAUAUUAUAGAUAGAGGAAGUUUAUAUGUAGCACACACACACACACACACACACACACACACACUGAAGAUGAAGGAUAUAUUUUGUUUUAUGACGUUUGUUUGAUCUUAUGAGUUUUUUUGUGAUGGAUUUGGGGGCGGAGUUACACAGAGUACGAGUUUAUUGUAUUUCUUCAUUUUAAUUAAAAAAAAUCAAUAAACACUGCUGCAGAGUGAA